Molecule: messenger RNA, 1018 nt
Organism: Tripterygium wilfordii
Lineage: Eukaryota; Viridiplantae; Streptophyta; Magnoliopsida; Celastrales; Celastraceae
Product: cell division topological specificity factor homolog, chloroplastic-like
Exons: 2
Coding region: 79-765 (228 amino acids)
Biological process (GO): regulation of division septum assembly; chloroplast fission; cell division
Source: RefSeq, a predicted model, not a curated record
UGCACAUUUGCACUGCUGCCUCCAGGGCCUAGCGGGACGGCAACUCAGUGGGAGUAACAGACAGGGUAAAGCGGCAAAAUGGCUUUUUCGGGGGAUCUGAGGAUCUCUGCAACACUGGCCUCCUACCACAAACAUCCUCUUCGAAGUUCUUUCUCCUCCACAAAGGUUGACUUUGCCAGAUUCCUGAAUGGAGGUUCUAGCAUAACUGAAAUCACAUGCAAGUGGCCUUGCAUGGCCUUCCAUGGCCGUAAAAUGUGUGGUAAACUGUUUUCUGGAAUCACGGGAGACUACAAGUUGUCCUCAGAUACUGCUAGCAAUGAAGCUGAGAGCUUUCUCCUCAGUGCCAUAAACAUGAAUUUCUUUGAGCGUUUGAAUUUGGCUUGGAAGAUAGUAUUCCCACCACCAGCAUCAAGGAGGAGGUCAAAUGCGAGGAUCGCCAAGCAGCGCUUGAAGAUGAUUCUCUUCUCUGAUCGUUGUGCUGUUAGUGAUGAGGCAAAGCGGUUGAUUGUGAAAAAUAUUGUUCAGGCUUUGUCAGAAUUUGUGGAGAUAGAAUCACAGGAUAAAGUCCAACUCAGUGUCUCUACCGAUUCAGAUCUAGGAACUGUAUACUCUGUGACGGUACCUGUCCGGCGAGUGAAACCAGAAUAUCAAGUUGCUGAAGAGAGUGGAUCAAUAACAAACAUUGAGUAUAAAGAUACAGGAGAAAGUUCCGGUUCCGUCGAUGUCCGGUUUGACUUCUACGUCCCUGAUGAAAAGCCUUGGUGAUAUCAAGGCUUUAGAGAAACUAAAAGUUAGACAAGGAAAGUGAAAAGUGUUGUCAAUGUAGUUCAUUUGGUUUUCUGUUGUUGGAAGUGAGUUAAUCUUGAAGUUGUGUUCUGUGUAAAUAUCAAAUUUGGUGUAAGGUGAUUGAAGAUUUUGCUUGAUUUGAAAAUGUGCAGCUCACUCCUGUCCUUUAGGUUCAUUUUAGAUUCUCCACAGGGGUGAAGUGGAGUUUAUCCAAAAGCUAUAAGAUUUUGUU